This is a messenger RNA of Tigriopus californicus, 3514 nucleotides long. Its product is annotated as glutamyl aminopeptidase-like. Bases 150 to 3434 code for a protein of 1094 amino acids. The record is from RefSeq and is a predicted model, not a curated record. Lineage: Eukaryota; Metazoa; Arthropoda; Copepoda; Harpacticoida; Harpacticidae. The transcript is spliced from 2 exons. Gene Ontology annotation, cellular component: cytoplasm. Gene Ontology annotation, molecular function: zinc ion binding; peptide binding; metalloaminopeptidase activity. Gene Ontology annotation, biological process: peptide catabolic process; proteolysis.
AUGAUUACUUAUCAUCUGAAAGCUAACGUAGCUAUAAUUAAAGUGAGUUCGAACAUCAUAUUUUUAGUUGCUUUACUCGUUGAUUUAUUUCAAUUGACCACAACUGACCAAGUAUAACCUGACUCGCAAUCAAAGACCUGAAUAACACCAUGAAGCACAUCAAGAUUCUGCUCUGUUUCUUUGCUUUUCUUUAUUCGGUUUUUGCUCAAGACUUCGACUAUCCAAUUGUCGUAGACAGGGAGUUGUUCGCCAAACCCAAUGACGAGGUCAGUUUUUCGUGCCAACUCGCCUUUGGAGAUCUUUUGAAUCCCAAUCGUUGUCUGUUCAUCACUCCUCAAAAACGGCAUUAUUUGGCUAAUAUUACCGAUGGAUUGGUCUACGAUGAGAACGCUUUGGUGGUCCCAGCCUUCACGGCUUUUGGUGAUGAACGAACUUGCGGUCUUCACUCAGAAGAGUUCCAAUCCAUCUUUGCUGGCCAAUGGCAGUGUAUAUUGAAUGAUGCCCCCGCUCAUUUAGCCUCAUUUCACAUCUUUAUGGAGGAUGGAGAGUCAACCCAUGUUCAAGACCGGAUCAGAUUACCCAAGCACGUGAUUCCAAGUGUUUACGAGGUAGAGCUCAGCCCGAGGAUUGAAGAGGGAGAUUUUGAGAUCCCUGGAACAAUGAAACUCCACUUCUCUGUAGACCUUGAUGAAGACGACCAUGUAAUGCAUAAGAUUGUUUUACACAGUAAGAGCACUCUUAUUGUGGAGGAUUCAAUCACCAUCAUUUCAGCGUUGGACCCAGAACCAUUGAAUAUAACUGCUUUCGAAUACGAUUUGGAACGCGAGUUCUUCAUCAUUCAUCUGGAGGACCCGCUGGAACACGAAACAUUUUCAGAUGAGUAUACUCUCUCUAUGGACUUUGUGUCGUAUUUAAGUGACUCCCUGGAUGGUUUUUAUCGGAGCUCCUACCAAGAUCCAGUCACAAACAUGACGAAAUAUUUGGCCGUCACGCAAUUUGAAUCCACCUCAGCUCGAUUGGCCUUUCCUUGCUUAGACGAGCCUGAUCGGAAAGCGAAAUUUAACAUCAAGUUGGGACACAAGAAGGGCACUGAAGCCGUGUCCAAUAUGAACGUCCUUGCAACGACAGAAAUUGGCGAUGACAGAAUGGUGACCGAAUUUGCCCAAACCGAUAUCAUGUCCACCUACUUGUUGGCCUUUCUAAUUUCCGAGUUUCAACCCACUGUGGGCAUCGAUAGUGACAUUGACUUCUCGAUUUAUCACAUGCCGGGAAAAGAGGAUCAAGCGGUAAAGGCCGCUGAGGUUGGUCCUCGGGUCUUGAAGUACUACGAAGAUUAUUUCGGUAUUGACUAUCCACUUCCCAAAAUGGACAUGGCAGCCAUCCCGGAUUUCAGUGCUGGUGCCAUGGAAAACUGGGGACUUAUCACUUACCGGGAAGCCACUUUGCUCUAUCAAGAAAGUAUUUCUUCCAAAGGUGAUGAGGAUCGGGUUGUGGAGGUGAUUGCUCACGAAUUGGCUCAUCAAUGGUUUGGGAACCUCGUUACAAUGAAGUGGUGGACCGAUCUCUGGCUUAACGAAGGCUUUGCUACAUAUGUUGAAAACAUUGGGUCCACCUUCAUCCUACCCAACAAUGAAAAGUUGGACCGCGUUCUUAUCAUGGAUCUCCAUGAUGUAUUUGGCAUUGAUGCUCUUGUCUCUUCCAAACCCAUCAGUGUGGAGGUAGCUAAUCCAGACUACGACAUGACUUACAGCCGUCUCUCUUAUGGCAAAGGCAACUGCCUCAUUCGUAUGAUUGAGAACUUCAUCACAUUGGAAGUGUUCAAGGCCGGGAUCAAUCAGUACCUUGAAACGAAGCAACAUGAAAAUGCUGAUCGCUACGAUCUCUGGAAUGCCUUGAAUGAAGUGGCCCAAUCAGCCAAUAUUCUACCGAAAGAUCUUGACAUUGCCCAAAUCAUGGAGAACUGGACCGAGAAAGAAGGUUAUCCAGUACUCAUGGUCACCCUUGAGGACGAUGGAACCCGGUCAGUGAGACAAAAGCGGUUUCUUUUAGACCCUGACGCCGUUGAGUCCAGUCUGAAGUAUUUCAUCCCCAUCAACAUUGAAUAUGCUGAGGGUAAAUUUACUAAUACCACUGCCACUGCUUGGUUGAAACCCGAUGACGAGGACUUGGCACUGGAAAUAGAGACGGAUAAGGAUCAAGCUUAUAUUUUAAAUGUCAAACAGACGGGCUACUAUCGCGUCAAUUAUGAGCCCGAAAAUUGGCAAAAGAUACACGACACCUUGAUGAAGAACUCAAAGGCUAUUGGAAAAUUGAAUCGAGCUCAAAUUCUCGAUGACAGCUUUAAUCUGGCCCGAGCAGGUCAGCUGGAUUACCACGUCCCUUUGAACUUGUCCUUGUACUUGUCCCAAGAGGAUGAGUAUGUCCCUCUUCAAGCGGGUUUAAAUGCCCUCAAGUAUCUAGAGACGAUGAUGUGGAAUGCUGAUCAGGAAUACAACCUUUUCAAGGACUACGUCAAGUCUCUAUUGACCAAUGCCUUUGAUGACAUUGGUUUCGAUGUUGCCAAUGAAGACUCAUUUGUCAAGAUCCUUCGACAAAAGUCAAUUCUACAAUUCAUGUGCUUCUAUGGAGAUGCAUCAUGCAUUCGAGAAGCCGUAGAGCAGUUUGAAGCGUGGAUGUCUAAUCCAGAGGCUGGUAACAAAAUAAAUCCAGACUUGCGCCAACUCAUCUACGAAGUGGCGAUUCAAAAUGGGGAUCAAAGUCAUUUCAAUUUCCUACUUAACCAGUUAUCCCAAGUGGAAGUGGAUCAAGAUAUUCAAAAGAUCAUUUAUGGACUUGGCCAUUCAUUGCAUGAGGGGCUUUUGAAGCAACUUUUGGAUCUGACUUUGGCUGAUGAAGGAACGAUUCGGUCACAAGAUUUUCGGUCCGUUUAUCGGGCGGUGGGCUCGACUUCAUUUGGACGAAGAGUUCAAUUUGAUUGGCUGAAGGCUAAUCUAGACGUUUUGCCAACUUCUUCAGUGCCAGAAAUUAUUGCCGGGUUCAUCAAUACAGCCAAUACAAAGAACGAGAUUGAGGAGCUCGAAGAUUUCAUUGAGAAAAAGAAAGACGAUUUAGGACUAGUCAUGGGAUCCUUGAACCAAGGGCUCGACAAGGCCAGGAUUAACUUGAAAUGGACUACCGCCAACUUUGAAACCAUCGUGGAUUGGAUUCAAUCCUUGCCUGAUCCAGCACCAACAACAACCACAAGAACAACAAUAUCAACAACAGUUACAACAGGAUCAGAAUCAUCGACUUCUGGAUCAACUGCAACAGGUUCAACUGAACCAUUUACCACUACGGACAUCGUCACAGGAUCAGCAUUUUUAGUAAGACCAUAUUGGGAAAUUUUAUUGUUUGGGGUGUUUUCAACCGCACUUUCUCACCUAUUCAAUUGUUAAGGCUCUCGAACAAACUUGGAUUAGCAACUUUGUGAUCAUCCUUGUAAAAUCUGCCAAAUAAACCCUCUGCUCCAAACUGA